Messenger RNA from Penicillium riverlandense, 1056 nucleotides. RefSeq names its product tRNA wybutosine-synthesizing 3 family protein. The record is from RefSeq and is a predicted model, not a curated record. Gene Ontology annotation, molecular function: tRNA methyltransferase activity. NCBI's taxonomy places the organism in Eukaryota, Fungi, Ascomycota, Eurotiomycetes, Eurotiales, Aspergillaceae. Gene Ontology annotation, biological process: tRNA methylation. The transcript has 2 exons. Bases 1 to 1056 code for a protein of 351 amino acids. Gene Ontology annotation, cellular component: cytoplasm.
AUGGAAAGAGAAAAUUCAAACAUCCCACCCGCCUUCAAGGCCCGCAAGACCAAAAUCCUAUCCGAGCUCUCCCUCCCAGAUGCGGAGUACACGGAUCUCUCGCCCAAGGGCUCUGUGGACGAGGGCAUCAGGGAUUUGAUCCGCGAUAUCAAUGUACUUCCAGGUCUGGUGACGACCAGCAGUUGUGCCGGGCGCAUCAGCGUGUUUCUGGAAGGGCGCAAAAAGCAGCAGCAGCCUCAGCCUCAAACGCUGCAGUCGCAGGAGGACGAAAGCCAGAGUCAAAGCCAAAGCCAGAGACAGUUCGCACCCUCCGGCGGUAAAGGCGCUGGGCGAUGGCUGUAUGUUUCGCAUGACGCGCUAGUGCAACCCGAUGGUCAAGGUCAAGAUCAAUCAAUGCCAUUGCAUGCGCUGUUCGGGAUGCGGCCGGGGAAUGGAAAGCCGCCGUUGAAGAAAUCGGAUCAGGCGCUGCGCUUGGUGCGGUUUUCUUUUGAGCCAUUGAUCCUCCACGUCAUGACAGCAACGCUCUCCCACGCACAACCCGUUCUGUCCGCAGCGACAAGCUCCGGCUUUCGCGAAAGCGGCCUGCAGAGCCUGCGCUGUCUCGAAGGCGACGAUGGACCUAGUCCCGUCGUCGCUGUGCGGUCGGCUGGUAUGUCGUUGGAGUCUGUGAUUGGGUAUUGUGAUAAUGAUAACGACAACAACAACGACAACGACAGCGAUGAGGAUGAUCACGAGCCCAUAGUGCGCAGCCUCGUCUCGGAGGAGUAUCUCGCCAUGCUGGUUGCCAUGUCUAAUGAGCGGUUUGGGGUCAAUUCUGAGCGGAGGGAGAGGUUUCGGGGUGCUUUAAUAUCCGCGUUUUCUGGGGAAGAUGCGAAUAAAGGGAAGAAGGCGGCACAGUGGGAGGAUCCUGAUGUGAGGAAGGAAAGGAAGAGGGCGGAGGGGUUGGCGAGGAAGAAAUUUCUGGAGGAGCAGAAGCACAAGGCUGCUGGGAUGCAGACCAGGGAGGAGUCUUUCGACGAUGUAGCUGGUUUGGAAGGUGAAUAUAAUCAUACUUAA